AAAGCCUCUUACGGUUGCAGCAACAGCAGCAUUCACUGAAAGCACUCAGUAGGGUUUGCGGUUUCAGAGUUUGUGACGCACGCAUCCAUGGCCACCACCACCAACGCCGCCGCAGCCCCGCCGCGCCAGCUCUCCCAGAAGGAAGCCGACAUCCAGAUGAUGUUAGCCGCCGACGUCCACCUCGGCACCAAAAACUGCGACUUCCAAAUGGAACGUUACAUCUUCAAGCGCCGCAACGACGGGAUUUACAUUAUUAACCUUGGGAAGACAUGGGAGAAGCUUCAGUUAGCAGCUAGGGUUAUUGUUGCAAUUGAGAACCCUCAGGAUAUCAUUGUUCAAUCCGCAAGGCCUUAUGGUCAAAGAGCGGUUCUGAAGUUUGCUCAGUACACUGGUGCUCAUGCUAUUGCUGGAAGGCACACUCCCGGUACCUUCACCAAUCAGCUUCAGACUUCGUUCAGUGAGCCUCGUCUCCUUAUCCUCACUGAUCCAAGAACAGAUCACCAGCCUAUUAAGGAAGCUGCUCUUGGGAAUAUUCCCACCAUUGCUUUCUGUGACACUGAUUCGCCUAUGAGGUAUGUGGACAUUGGAAUUCCUGCCAACAACAAGGGAAAACACAGCAUUGGUUGUCUCUUUUGGCUCCUUGCAAGGAUGGUAUUGCAGAUGAGGGGUACAAUUCGCCCUGGCCUCAAAUGGGAUGUCAUGGUUGAUUUGUUUUUCUAUAGAGAACCAGAGGAGGCUAAGCAACAAGAGGAGGAGGAAGCUCCGGCAGGUGAUUAUGCCAUCACAGAUUUCAAUGCAGGUGCUAUUGCUGCUGAUGGCCAGUGGCCUGGUACAAUUGAUCAAUCAUGGAGUGAUGCAGUUCCACAACCUAUUCCAGCAGCACCUGGUGUCAACUGGGGGGCACCUGCAGAAGCACCUGCUGCUGUUGCAGAAGGAGAUUGGGGUGAAGCUGUUCCACCACCACAACAAAUCCCUGUUCCUCCCUCUGGAAUUGACUCUGUCCAACCAACUGGCUGGGAAUAAACUAGUGUUUUUUGAUGCUAUGAUUUUGCCCUGUCCUUCAAUUUAGUUGUCUUUCUUAGAAGUAAAAUAUGGAUCAGUUUUUUUGUAGCAAAGCAACUUGGUUUUUUUUUUUUUCUAGUUUGUUAUGAGUGGCAAAAUAUUAUUUUUAACAUGGUAUAUUCGGUAAGAUUUUAUUUUGUUUUGAUGCAGUCAUGAUUCAUGAAUGUUUGGUAAUGAUAUUUUGGCCCCCUCUUUUGUUUACCCA
This is a messenger RNA of Glycine soja, 1267 nucleotides long. RefSeq names its product 40S ribosomal protein SA-like. The transcript is spliced from 5 exons. Lineage: Eukaryota; Viridiplantae; Streptophyta; Magnoliopsida; Fabales; Fabaceae. Gene Ontology annotation, molecular function: structural constituent of ribosome. Gene Ontology annotation, biological process: cytoplasmic translation; ribosomal small subunit assembly. The record is from RefSeq and is a predicted model, not a curated record. Gene Ontology annotation, cellular component: ribosome; cytosolic small ribosomal subunit; 90S preribosome. Bases 88 to 1023 code for a protein of 311 amino acids.